Messenger RNA from Gossypium raimondii (Peruvian cotton), 2178 nucleotides. RefSeq names its product exocyst complex component EXO70B1. The record is from RefSeq and is a predicted model, not a curated record. Gene Ontology annotation, molecular function: phosphatidylinositol-4,5-bisphosphate binding. NCBI's taxonomy places the organism in Eukaryota, Viridiplantae, Streptophyta, Magnoliopsida, Malvales, Malvaceae. The transcript has a single exon. The coding region runs from base 19 to 1932 and encodes 637 amino acids. Gene Ontology annotation, biological process: exocytosis. Gene Ontology annotation, cellular component: exocyst.
UUUCCUUUUUUUCUAUCCAUGGAAGAGAAUCACAAGCCUGCAACUUCUUCGAGUUUUAAGAAAGGAGAUGACAAGGAAGAAAGCUCUGAGGUGGAGAAACCCGAGAAAGAAACCAAGAGCGAACAACCUCAAUCUCAAGACAUCGAUGACAAAGAAAAAGAAGAACGCGCUGGGAUCAAACAUACCCUGCAAAAAUCUUAUGAUGAUAUCGAAACUUUCUUGUCAAAACUCGAAAAUGAUGCAGAAGCUCCAGACAUUCCUGACUUUGUCCACAAGUAUGUAGAUCUUGUAGAAAAGAAAUUAUCUAAGCAUGAGCCGCUUUUUCAUGAUGAUGGAUCCUUCCUUAAAGUUGUGGACCAGAUAUCAAGACUGUAUAAACAUCUAUCGGAUUCCGAUAAGGCUCCGUUAAUCAACCGCAUUGGUCAGAUUCAACAACAAGCCAUGUGUUAUUUGGAGGAUGAAUUCAGGUCUCUCCUUGAGGAACCUGACUUGAAACAGGAGGUUGUUGCAGAUCAACACGGCGAAGAUCAAUCGACUCUUGAUCAAUCAAAAGAGGAAUCCAACUUCUCGGGGUAUUCUUACCAAGUGAUACCCAAGUUGAAUAAAAUCGCCAAGGAGAUGAUCUUUGGCGGAUAUGAAUCUGAAUGUUGUGAGGCUUACAUGGUUACCAGGAGGAACAUAAUUGAUGAGACCUUGAACAAGCUUGGAUAUCAGAAGAUCAGCAUCGACGAGGCUCAAAAGAUGCAAUGGGAAGCAUUGGAAAAAAACAUCCCCCCAUGGAUCAAGGCCUUCAAACAAUGUACAAAAGUCUACUUCUCUAACGAGUGCAGGUUGGUCGAAACAGUCUUCUCCGGUUACCCUUCCUUAUCCACCAACCUCUUCAGCAACAUCGUACGCGGCGUGUUUCUCCAGCUUCUCAAUUUUGUUGAAGCAGUCGCCACCAUCAAGCGUUCAACGGAGAAACUCUUCAAGUUCCUCGACAUAUACGACACGUUGCGCGACAAUCUUUCCUCCCUCGACGGCGUGUUGCCUAAAUGGGCUGAAGAACUCCGGAACGAGAUGACCACGACACGUUGCCGGAUUGGUGAAAUGGCGAUUUUCAUCUUUUGUGACCUUGAGAAUGCAAUUAAAUCCGAUACAGAGAAAACCCCAGUUCCUGGAGGGGCUGUUCAUCCUUUGACUCGCUACACCAUGAAUUACCUCAAGUAUGCAUGUGAUGAGUACAAGGAGACGAUAGAGAAAGUAUUCAAGGACCAUUCCAAGAUCGAAAGAGCUAAUUCAACGAACAAGCCCCGGAGCUACGAAGGGGACUCAGAAAGAAACAAAUACGAUGACGAAAAUCAGUCCCCAUUCGUGGGGCAAGUGUUGAGAAUCUUGGAUUUGUUGGAUUCGGCUCUAGAGGCAAAGUCCAAGCUUUACAAGGACAUAGCCUUGAGUUGCAUCUUCAUGAUGAACAAUGGGCGUUACAUGUUGCAGAAGAUCAAAAGCUCAGCAGAGAUCCAUCAGGCAAUGAAGGACACGUGGUGCCGCAAGACAUCGUCUGAUCUUAGGAACUACCACCAGACUUACAAGAGGGAGACGUGGAUGAAGCUAUUGGGUUGUUUGAACGUGGAGGGAUUGAAUGUGAACGGGAAGGUGGUGAAACCAGUGCUGAAAGAGAGGUUCAAGAGCUUUAACGCCAUGUUCGAUGAUAUCCAUAGGACUCAAAGCUUGUGGGUGGUGAAUGAUAAGCAGCUGCAAUCAGAGCUAAGGGUUUCCAUAUCAGCAAUAGUGAUACCAGCAUACAGAUCAUUCUUGGCAAGGUUCUCUGGCUACUUGGAUCCUGGAAGACAAACAGAGAAGUACAUAAAGUUCCAGCCUGAAGACAUUGAGACUUUCAUUGAUGAUUUGUUUGAUGGAAACUCUGGUUCCAUGUCAAGGAAGAAACCAUAAUUAAGGAACCAUAAAAAAGUUAAAGAAAACCCAACCUCUUUUUGUAUGAAGAAAAAGAAAACUAAGAUGGCGAGGGAUCUUGUAGUUUUUUUUUCUUUUCCUUUUCGUUUUUUUUUUUCAGAUGGCUCAAGCAAGCUGCUUUGAUCGUUUCAAUUAGACUGCUUUGGUUUAGAAGGCAUAAGACCUUCUAAAUUUUAUUCUUGUAAUCUACUUUUGAUUUGUUCUUGCAAUAUUUUCUUUUUUUUU